AUGUCUUCUAUUCUUUUUCUUCUGGAAUUUAUAUUUAGUUUUUAUUUUCCUUCUUGGUGUUUUUUUUUUCUUUUCUUUUUCUUUGUUUCUUUUUCAUUCUUUCAAAUAUUUUUAUUCACGUUCGUUUCUUUUUUUCUUUCAUUUGUUCAUUGUUUAUUUCUGUUUUCUUCUUUUCUAUCUAAUUUCUUCUCUCUUUGCAACCGAAUUCUUUAUCAUUCUUUCGAAUUUCAUUUCUUUCAUUAUUUUCUUUCUUUUUUUCUAGUUCCUUCAUCGUUGGCAUUUUUUCUUCUUCUUCAAAACAUUUUCUUUCCUUCUUUCUUUUUUCUUUCCGUCAUUAUUUUUUUAAACAUUUUCUUCCAUUCUUCACUUGGGUUUUUCCUUCCUUUGCCAUUGCUAUAUGUACUUUCUUUCUUUCUCUCUUUCUUUCGUGCUAAUUUCUUCUUCAUUUUGCAAACUUUUUCAUUCCUUCUUUCUUUCUUUUUUCUUUCCUUCUUUAUUCAUUCAAAUACUUUCUUCCUUUCUUCACAAGGCUUUUUCCUUCCUUUGUUACUACUAUUUCUUCUCGCCUUUUUUCGAGAUUCUUUCGUUCAUUCUUUCUUUCUCUCUUUCUUUCUUUCUUUCUUUCUUUCUUUCUUUAUUUUUUUUUCUUUCUUUCUUCCUUUAAUUCUUUCUUUCUUUAUUCCUUUCUUUCUUUAUUCCUUUCUUUCUUUUCGAUGCUGUUUCUAUAUGUUUUGUAUUGACCAGGAGAUUCUUUUGUUGUUUCUUUCUUUCUUUCUUUCUUUAUUUAUUUAUUUAUUUUCUUUGUUUUUUCCUUUAAUUCUUUCUUUCUCUAUUCCUUUCUUUCUUUAUUCCUUUCUUUCUUUAUUCCUUUCUACACAUUUCCUGCAUACUUUCUUUUACCUCCAGAUCUUACCUCCCCGCCAUCAUUCCUUUCCCAUUUUCCAAUUUACCGUUUGCAAACUCCCUCCGUAUCUCAUCUCCCAAAUCAGCCAAUCUUUUCGCUUGGAAACACAAAUUGUUGGCCAUUCACGAGCAAAUCCCUUAUUGAAUCACUUUCCAUCACACUAG
This is a messenger RNA of Acanthosepion pharaonis, 1068 nucleotides long. The record is from the annotation of a GenBank genome assembly. Lineage: Eukaryota; Metazoa; Mollusca; Cephalopoda; Sepiida; Sepiidae.